Caenorhabditis elegans is the source of this 308-nucleotide messenger RNA. RefSeq names its product Homeobox protein ceh-7 (gene ceh-7). Gene Ontology annotation, biological process: regulation of transcription by RNA polymerase II; regulation of DNA-templated transcription. Gene Ontology annotation, cellular component: nucleus. Lineage: Eukaryota; Metazoa; Nematoda; Chromadorea; Rhabditida; Rhabditidae. Gene Ontology annotation, molecular function: DNA-binding transcription factor activity, RNA polymerase II-specific; DNA binding. Bases 1 to 255 code for a protein of 84 amino acids. The transcript is spliced from 2 exons. The record is from RefSeq and is marked reviewed.
AUGAAACACGAAAUGGUCUUUACAUUCUUACUGAUGAUGGUUAGACCAGAAGCUUCAACCUCCAGAAUUCCACGUAGAAGAACCACAUUUACAGUGGAACAACUAUAUUUACUCGAAAUGUAUUUUGCACAAAGUCAGUAUGUUGGAUGUGAUGAAAGGGAAAGAUUGGCAAGGAUUUUGAGUCUAGAUGAAUAUCAGGUGAAGAUUUGGUUCCAAAAUCGUCGAAUCCGGAUGAGAAGAGAAGCCAAUAAAUAAUAGUCAAAUAUUUAUUUAAUUUCAUUUCACUGAAAUAAAUUUUGUAGUUAGAA